AUGUUGCCCGAGACCAGGCAGGAUCAAUGCGAGGAAACUCCCUUGCUAGGCCACGACCACGCAUUGGAGUCUCGCCGCUCCACACGCGCACGAUGGAUCCUCAUUAUCCUAAGCUUGGGCAUCAUCGCAAUGAACUUUGGCAAUUAUCUGUCUAUGGCUCCGCAGAUACAAAUAUUCGAGUCAAUCAUCUGCCGGAAAAUGCACCCGGAAAUCGCACUGCUUACCAAUGAGGAGCAAAUUGCUGCCAGAUGCAAGGCCCCCGAUGUUCAGGGUGAGCUUGCGCUUGUCAAUGGCUGGAAGGAGACGCUCGACACGUUGCCGGGGAUUGUCCUGGCCCUUCCCUUUGGUCUGAUGGCCGAUCAAGCGGGACGGAAGACGGUGCUGAUGUUGAGUUUGGUUGGCUUGAUUAUGGAGGAGGUGAUGGUGCGGGUUAUUUCGUGGUACAGCGCGUUCAUUUCCCUACGGACGGUGUGGUUCAUGCCGUUGUUCCAGAUCUGCGGCGGUGGCGGUCAGAUUGCCACAUCUAUGGUUUUGACGAUGAUCACUGAUGUGUUUCCGGUGGAGAAGCGGGCGAAUAUCUUUUUUGUCGUUUAUGCGUCAACACAGAUAGCGGAGAUCGUCGCAAGCCCUCUGAGUGCUUGGCUCAUGUCCUGGACACCCUGGCUCCCGUUCUUCCUAGGAGUGUUCGUCAUGCUACUCGGUCUAUGCGCUUCCAUAUCAGUGCCAGAGACGCUGUCCAAGUCACACAAACUAAGUGAGACCGACACUGAAGACGAUGAGGCGGAUGGCGACGCUCCACGGACUGUAAGUCAUCGUCUGAAGGCCGUCUUGAAUCAAGCCAGGCACCAGAUUAUGCAUCACAGCCGGUUCAUUUUCGCCGAACGCAACAUUGUUUUUAUCUCAAUUGCCUACCUGACGGCCACUGUGGCUAGCCAGUCGCUCCUCAUCAUGCUACAAUACGUCUCAAAGCGCUUCUCGUGGUCCAUGGCAAAGGUACAGUCCCUUCCUCCACUACUUGCCCUCUCUGACUUGAAACAGGCGAGCUUUCUCAUCUCCUUGAAAGGGACCAUGAAUCUAUUCACCCUACUCCUCAUCCUUCCUGUCCUCUCCAAGGCCCUCGACAAAUACCUCCCCCCAAUACGCCGAGACCUGCGCAUUUCCCUCGGCAGCAUCCUCACCACCGCAGUCGGACUCGUCCUCAUGGCACUCGCAGCCAGCCCUACAGUCUUUGCCGUAGGUUUGUCUAUCUCCUCGCUGGGAGGAGGGUUCGUCCCCGCUCUACGCAGCGUCGCUACAGCAUUGGUGGAUGAGGCCGAAAUGGGUCUUUUGGGGACGACAAUUGCCCUGACGCAGGGUAUUGGUGCGAUCAUCGCGGGGCCGCUGAUGGCGGGCACGUUCAAGUUCAGCAUGACGUUGGACGGGGUAUGGCUUGGUCUUCCUUAUAUGACGGCGACUGCACUGGUGGUGAUGGCUUGUUGGGCCACCUGGAUGAUUCGAGUCCCUCGGUUGGUGUCGCACAUUGGAUAG
Messenger RNA from Aspergillus thermomutatus, 1527 nucleotides. Its product is annotated as putative MFS transporter. Gene Ontology annotation, biological process: transmembrane transport. Gene Ontology annotation, cellular component: membrane. Lineage: Eukaryota; Fungi; Ascomycota; Eurotiomycetes; Eurotiales; Aspergillaceae. The coding region runs from base 1 to 1527 and encodes 508 amino acids. The record is from RefSeq and is a predicted model, not a curated record. The transcript has 3 exons. Gene Ontology annotation, molecular function: transmembrane transporter activity.